Messenger RNA from Micropterus salmoides (largemouth bass), 9627 nucleotides. Its product is annotated as zinc finger protein 208-like. The coding region runs from base 211 to 3789 and encodes 1192 amino acids. The transcript has 6 exons. Gene Ontology annotation, biological process: regulation of transcription by RNA polymerase II. The record is from RefSeq and is a predicted model, not a curated record. Gene Ontology annotation, molecular function: DNA-binding transcription factor activity, RNA polymerase II-specific; RNA polymerase II cis-regulatory region sequence-specific DNA binding. NCBI's taxonomy places the organism in Eukaryota, Metazoa, Chordata, Actinopteri, Centrarchiformes, Centrarchidae.
AAUGCUACUCAGCAACCCUGAUCAUUUUCACAGUCUUCUGCGAGUCAAAGAAAAGAUCUGUGGAUUUGGUGGAUUUGUAGAUAAACGUCAUCACGUUUUCAACUUCCUUUAACUUCCGUCACGUCUCGCGGGCUGCAGGACUUGAUCCGAAGAGCUCCGACAGUCCCAGAGGAGACCUGCUGGAUCUCAGAGACCAGGACCAAGAGCGGGAUGGAGGAGGACAACCAGGACCCGGAGCCCCGGAGCAACAACGUCCCCGGAGGACAAACAGCAGGCUCGAGCUCUGAUAGCACCGAUGUUCAGAAAAGGAGAAGAAGAGAUGGAAUCAAACAUCAUCUCUGUCAACACUGUGACAAAUCCUUCACAACAUCUGGAUAUUUGAAGAUUCAUCAGAGACUUCACACUGGAGAGAAACCGUACAGCUGUGACCAUUGUGGGAAAACUUUCACUGCAUCAGGUCACCUAAAACACCACCAACGUGUUCACACUGGAGAGAAACUGUACUGGUGUGAACAGUGUGGGAAAAGUUUCACUCAAUCAGGUGACCUAAAAAAACACAAACGUGUUCACACUGGAGAGAAACCGUACUGGUGUGAACACUGCGGAAAAACCUUCACUCUAUCCGGUGACCUGAAAAUCCACAAACGUGUUCACACUGGAGAGAAACCGUACAGCUGUGACCUGUGUGGGAAAGCUUUCACUGUAUCAGGUAACCUAAAAAUCCACCAACGUGUUCACACUGGAGAGAAACCGUACAGCUGUGACCAAUGUUGGAAAGCUUUUACUGUAUCAAGUGACCUGAAAUCGCACCAACGUGUUCACACUGGAGAGAAACCAUACUGGUGUGAACAGUGUGGAAAAACUUUCAGUCAAUCAGGUAACCUAAGAAAACAUGAACUUGCUCACACUGGAGAGAAACCGUAUAGUUGUGACCAGUGUGGGAAAGCUUUCACUAUAUCAAGUGACCUGAAAACGCACCAACGUGUUCACACUGGAGAGAAACCGUACUGGUGUGAACAUUGUGGGAAAACCUUUUCUCGAUCAGGUACCCUACAAAACCACCAACGUGUUCACACUGGAGAGAAACCGUACAGCUGUGACCAGUGUGGGAAAGCUUUCACUACAUCAAAUCACCUAAAAAUCCACCAACGUGUUCACACUGGAGAGAAACCGUACUGGUGUGAACAGUGUGGAAAAACUUUCGCUCAGUCAGGUACCCUAAAAAAGCACCAACGUAUUCAUCUGAGACUUCACACUGGAGAGAAACCGUACAGCUGUGACCAGUGUGGGAAAACUUUCACUGCAUCAGGUGCCCUAAAAAAACACCAACGUGUUCACACUGGAGAGAAACCGCACAGGUGUGAACAGUGUGGAAAAACUUUCACUGCAUCAGGCCACCUAAAGGAGCACCAACGUGUUCACACUGGAGAGAAACCGUACUGGUGUGAACUGUGUGGGAACGCUUUCACUACAUCAGGUGUCCUAAAACAACACCAACGUGUUCACACUGGAGAGAAACCGUACAGGUGUGAACAGUGUGGAAAAACUUUUGCUGCACUAGAUAACCUAAAAACCCACCACCGUGUUCACACUGGAGAGAAACCGUACUGGUGUGAACAGUGUGGAAAAACUUUUGCUGCAUCAGGUCAACUAAAAACCCACCAACGUGUUCAUAAUGAAAAGAGACCAUACUGGUGUGAACAGUGUGGAAAAACUUUCACUCAAUCAGGUCACUUAAAAAUCCACCAACGUGUUCACACUGGAGAGAAACCGUAUUGGUGUGAGCAUUGUGGAAAAACUUUCUUUAAAUCAGGUGCCCUAAAAAUCCACCAACGUGUUCACACUGGAGAGAAACCGUACUGGUGUGAACAGUGUGGAAAAACUUUCUCUAAAUCAGGUGACCUAAAAAUCCACAGACGUGUUCACACUGGAGAGAAACCGUACAGCUGUGGCCAAUGUGGCAAAUCCUUCACAACAUCUGGAUAUUUGAAGAUUCAUCAGAGACUUCACACUGGAGAGAAACCGCACAGCUGUGACCAGUGUGGGAAAACUUUCACUGCAUCAGGUAACCUAAAAAUCCACCAACGUGUUCACACUGGAGAGAAACCGUACAGCUGUGACCAGUGUGGGAAAACUUUCACUGCAUCAAGUGACCUGAAAAAACACAAACGUGUUCACACUGGAGAAAAACCUCACCGGUGUGAACAGUGCGAAAAAACUUUCACUCAAUCAGGUGCCCUAAAAAUCCACCAACGUGUUCACACUGGAGAGAAACCGUACUGGUGUGAAAAGUGUGGGAAAACUUUCACUCAAUCAGGUGCCCUAAAAAUCCACCAACGUGUUCACACGGGAGAGAAACCGUACAGCUGUGAAAAGUGUGGGAAAGCUUUCACUUUAUCAGGUGCCCUAAAAAUCCACCAACGUGUUCACACUGGAGAGAAACCAUACUGGUGUGAACAGUGUGGAAAAACCUUUUCUCAAUCUGGAUAUUUGAAGAUUCAUCAGAGACUUCACACUGGAGAGAAACCGCACAGCUGUGACCAGUGUGGGAAAACUUUCACUGCAUCAGGUAACCUAAAAAUCCACCAACGUGUUCACACUGGAGAGAAACCGUACAGCUGUGACCAGUGUGGGAAAACUUUCACUGCAUCAAGUGACCUGAAAAAACACAAACGUGUUCACACUGGAGAAAAACCUCACCGGUGUGAACAGUGCGAAAAAACUUUCACUCAAUCAGGUGCCCUAAAAAUCCACCAACGUGUUCACACUGGAGAGAAACCGUACUGGUGUGAAAAGUGUGGGAAAACUUUCACUCAAUCAGGUGCCCUAAAAAUCCACCAACGUGUUCACACGGGAGAGAAACCGUACAGCUGUGAAAAGUGUGGGAAAGCUUUCACUUUAUCAGGUGCCCUAAAAAUCCACCAACGUGUUCACACUGGAGAGAAACCAUACUGGUGUGAACAGUGUGGAAAAACCUUUUCUCAAUCUGGAUAUUUAAAGACUCAUCAGAGUGUUCACACUGGAGAGAAACCGUACAGCUGUGAACAAUGUGGAAAAACUUUUGCUCUCUUAGGAGACCUAAAAAAGCACCAACUUGUUCACACUGGAGAGAAACCGUACUGGUGUGAACAGUGUGGAAACACUUUCACUCAAUCAGGUGCUCUAAGAAGACACCAACGUGUUCACACUGGAGAGAAACCUCACUGGUGUGAACAGUGUGGACUAACUUUCGCUCGAUUAGGAACCCUAAGAAGACACAAACGUGUUCACACUGGAGAGAAACCGUACUGGUGUGAACAGUGUGGAAAAACAUUUGCUCUCUUAGGAGACCUAAAAAUCCACCAACGUGUUCACACUGGAGAGAAACCGUACUGGUGUGAACAGUGUGGAAAAACUUUCACUCAAUCAGGUGCUCUAAGAAGACACCACCGUGUUCACACUGGAGAGAAACCUCACUGGUGUGAACAAUGUGGAAAAACUUUUGCUCUCUUAGGAGACCUAAAAAAGCACCAACGUGUUCACACUGGAGAGAAACCGUACUGGUGUGAACAGUGUGGAAACACUUUCACUCAAUCAGGUGCUCUAAGAAGACACCAACGUGUUCACACUGGAGAGAAACCUCACUGGUGUGAACAAUGUGGAAAAACUUUUGCUCUCUUAGGAGACCUAAAAAAGCACCAACGUGUUCACACUGGAGAGAAACCGUACAGCUCUGAUCAAUGUGGCAAAUCUUAUACCAACAGGAGAAACCUUCGAAGACACAAAUGCAUCCAGAAAGCAUCAGUGUGACAUUUUUCACAGAGCCGAGCUAGCGGUUUCCUGCUGCCCUGAAUACAACCACCUGUUAUCAUGUGACUGUGCUGGACUAACGUCAUGUGAUGACAGCUGCAGAAGUUUGAUUUAGAAAGAGUCAUGCAGCAUUCACAUCAAAUGCAAGUUUAAUCCAUGCAACGCUUUCAUCGCAGGGGUUUUAUUGCUGGACAGCUGCCAAGUGUUCACACACAACGUGAUAACGCAAAUAAUCACAACUCGCCGUUACUACAGCUGUAUGAACCCAAAGUAAACAUUUUGCUGUGAUUAUAUAGCAAUAAACAGAUCAAACUGACGCUGAAAUAAUUACAAUAUGAUGCAGAUUUGUUUAAACAUUUGAAUUCAUGCUUUAUCAGGCUUGUCAUUAAGACAGCAGGACAACUGCUUCUAAAAUGUUUGUUUUCUGAAUGGAGUUUGGAUCGAUCAGCUCAUACAGUUUUAUCUGUUUUUUUAAAAUAAAUAUGAAGUAGUAGUCCAGCAGAGGUAACAACGCUAACAACAACAACACUAGAACCGAAGCUGCUGAGAAGCUUGAGUGAAGAUAAAUCAACGUUGUAAUCCCAAACACUAAAGUAAAAAGCCAAUUUAAUACAUAAUUAAUAAAUGCAGUUUAUGUAUUGUAGUGUUCAGAGCAUAAUCCAAACACACUACGGGUGUUUAUUAGUCCAAAGCUGCAGCGCUGCUCCCUGCUUCUCUCCCCUAAGCCUCGCCAAGUGACUCGGUGUCAUGUGACUUUCUCACUUGAGUAGAAAAUAUUCAACGUAUUGUCCCCAACGCUCACUUCGCUUUUGGUCUGAAAGCACCAUCUAUUUUAUCAGACAAUAGCACAAUUGAAUUGCAGUAGCCAGGUGUCCACCAGUAGAGGGCACUGCAUUUUUAUAGCACUACAUGUAGAAUUAAAAUAGUUUGAAGUAAAGUGUCACGAUUUAGACCUGAAUAUAUCCACAACACCACUAAAUACCUAUUCACAUGGGUUAUCAGCAAAAAUAAGAGGUUUGGAGGUUCACGCACUCUUUAAGAAGGCCACGGGAUGUGGCAAAGUCCAUCUAGGUAAGUCACGGCACUCGGCAGCCAUCUUUGCAACGCCUCCAGGCAGCUAUUUCAGACUAACAAGAUCAGGCCAGUCAGUCAGAACUGAAGAAGUCCUUUGGAUGAGGGACGAAACGUCUUCCAGUAUCUUCAACCAAGUCCAGUUGCCCUUGAUUUUAACCUUCGUUGGAUAAGAUCAGGCUCCUAUCUGACUGAGUGGGGAGAGAGCCAGAACUGCACUUUCUCUGCUCACUGGGACAUAAAAACUACAUGAAUAGAAUCACCUGUAAAAUCUAAUAAAAAUCACUAAAAAGAUUUGAUGACAAUGGCCAAAUAUAAGGUUUAAAAAGCUUUUUUCCUGUCACUACUACCCUUACAUCAGUGGAACCACACGAUGCCACCACAACUGAAAUAUGUUUCCCGCUCUGGCUGUGAAACGCUUUCUGGCGGGAUAACUGCCAUCUUUGCCGUUACGGUCUUUCCCCACAGAGUACACACUCAUUCAUUACAAAUGUGUUCCCCAAGGUCAAGAAUGAACCUCCACCCUUGCUGAAAUAUUAUUUCUGCGUGCUUCAUAUAUUUUUGCUAUUGAGCUGUAGUUAAACAUAUUUACAUUAAAUCUGUAUUUUAGAUAUAUAUUGACUUAAUUUCUAUUACUGAAAGUGGUUUGUUCAGACUUAAACAAAUAUUUACCAUUAUAAAGACAAGCUUAAAACAAAGAAUCAAUCUCUACAAUAAGAACAAGGAUAAUGGAAAUGGUUGCACGCUGCUGCUGUGCUGUUGGCUUCUGCUGGUGUCAUUCGGACAAUGCUUUAAAAACAAAUAUUCCUACGAAACAUCAAACAAUAACAAUCAAAAUGUUCGGAAAAGAGGCAAAUGGUGUACUCAGACAUGAACUGUCUGAGUCUGAACAACCGUAGUUUCACAAGCGACCCAAGCUGCCAGAGCAGAUGAUACUAAUGGAAACACAAUUUGAAAAAGGUAUCCAGUCAGCACGAAAACAUGAACUUUGAUUUUUCCAGUCUGUAAAUCAUGCAAAGGUGAUAUGGGAAUCUGUGUCUAAACCUAAGGGUGUCCUAGGUGGACAUAUAUGUGGACAUUUGAACAUUCGGAGUAUAAUAUCAAAAGGAGAUCAAAUUCAAAAUCUACUGACAGAUUCUAACCUAGACUGGCUAAAAAUGAUGAUGUCAAAUCAUAAUUUCCAGCAGACUAUUCAUUUGAUAUUGACAAAUAGACCUCAAUGAAUUACAAGGAUGUACAACUUAAUAACGGGCUUCUCUGACCAUAAUAUGGCCCUGAUUGUCAGAAAACUAACAAAACAGUGUUUAUGAAUGUACAUAAACUAGGGAAUGUAGACAUUCCCAAAAACCAAAAGCCACGCUUUGAUAACGAAUUAAAUAAUAUUGAUUGGAACAACGUUUUACAAACUAUGGACUUAGAUCAUAGUUGUAAUAUUAUGAUGAAAACACUCUCAGGACUGAUUAAGAAAUAUACACAAAUGUUAAGUGCAAAUGAAAAAGAAUCUCUUCACCCUGGCUGACUAAUGAUAUUCGCCAGUUAAUGGGGGGGAAAAGUGUCCACAAAAUUAAUUACGGUUCUCUUUAUUUCUAAGGGAUUAAGAAAUUGAGUUGUCAGGGAACUGCACAUUGCAAAAACUACAAACUUUACACAACUGAUAGCGGAAUCUGAAGAAAAAAGCACUACUCCCUGGAAACAUCUUAACAGUCUUACUUAACUAAUAAAUUAAAUAAUUCAAAGGCAAAGGAUUGGUUUGGGUUGGAUAUUGCUGUAAUUAAAACACACAGCUCCACUCUGUUCAAACCCAUCUGAUAAACAUCUCCAUCAGAGUUGGUAAAUUUCCACAAACCUGGAAAACACCAGUCAUAAUGCCAAUUAACAACCAAGUAAGCAAUUAUAGGCCAAUCUCUAUCCUACCAGUUCUCUCAAAGAUCCUGGAAAGAAUUAUCACAGAACAAUUGGUUGGCCACCUUCAAAAUAAUUUACUUUUUAUUUAGACCAAGGUAUUCAACUGAAAUGGCCAACUGCUACCUCACCAAAAACGUUAAGGCCUCAUUAGACAAGGGAAAUGUAGUUGGAGCAGUGUUUCUGAGCAAGCAAUUGGCUGGUUUGCAUCCUAUCUCGAAUCAAAAGGGCAGUUUGUUAAAAUCAAUGCAGAAUAUUCAACACCCCGUCAGUCUAUGGGAAUUCCACAAGGUUCGAUUUUGUAAAAGAGCUGGAUGUCAGAUGUAUGCUGAUGACACACUUAUCUAUGUAUCGGCUAAAACCCCUUGGGCAGCAGAAGAGACAUUAACAAGUGAAAUGAAUGGUGUGUCUCUAGACUGUGUCAAUGUUUUUUCCCAUGAGAAGAAAUUCAAAACAUAAGCUUUUAAUUUAAAUAAAUCAAGAGGAAAUGGAGAAAUUCAAGGAUUUCUAAAUUCUUAGGUGUCAGUUUGGACCCCAAACUUAAAUUCGAUGAACAUGUUAAACUACACAAAACUGUAAAGACUCAUUUGAACAGCUUUAGAAUGAUUAGACAUUACAUAAUCCCAACUGUUUAUGCAGUGUUUCCUAUACGUUCAUUAAAUCAAUCAAUCAUUAUUUGUCCCCGUAGGGAAAUUAGUUUGCAGCACAAUUAAGUAGGCAUUACAUCAUACUGCACAGAGAUAAUCAUCAGACAUACUGAUAACCACACAAAUACACAUAAUUCCCAUACCCGCACGAUUAAUUUAGGCAGGCCACACCAGCUGAGCAUCCUGCCUAUUUGGCUAUAUAUGUGCCUUACCAGCGUAAUUGCUUGAGGCACAAAUCAAGAUUUUGAUCUAUCUUUGGUAAAUAGAGGGGGCCAACAUCGUCGCCCAGAUUGCAACCUUUCAAAUGAAGGGGCAAGGGUUUGCCUCUCGUCUCCAUCAAUGUUUCUUGCCUUGUACAUCAUUCUUUCUCUAUAGAUACAUUCCAUACUUCGUAACUAAGGGGGCUUUCACACCUGAAGGUCAGCACCAAGGUCCGAACCAAAGUUCAUGUUUUGAUACAUAUGGAUGGUUUAGGUUUGGUUUCACACUGCAAUUGUGAGUGCACUUAAGAACUUUACAUGACAGACCUGCGUCCUGUCAUAAUCUAUGUGGGCCGGGUCUCCCUAUACUUGACAUUGUGCAAGGUUUCUGCCUCUUAAAAGGAAGUUUUUCCUUGCCUCUUAUGCCUAGUACUGCUCUUGGUGGGAACUGUUGGGUUUCUGUAAAUAUCAUCCCUGAGUACGGUCUAUACCUGCUCUUUUAUGAAAAGCGCUCUGAGAUAACUGUUGUGAUUUGGCGCUAUAUAAAUAAAAUUGAGUUGAUUGGUUUAUUGAUUGAACAGUUCAGUGGGUUGCUUUGACAAGAAUGAAUGAAUUAAAAAAAUUAACAUAUCCAUACCGUUGCCACUAUAUUGUUCUUAUGGCAUUACUACCUGCAGCACUAACUGUAAAUAGUCUGAAAGUUCGAACCAUCUAAGAAAUGCUUUCACACUAGAAACGAACCAAACCAUGGUUCAGUUUGACCCGGACCAAGACUACCUCUUUUCGUCAGACCAAUUUUGGUCUGUUUGGUCCAGACCGUGGUCCGGGGGAGGUUUCAUACCUUUAAUUUUGGUUCAGAUCAAACUGGAAAGUCCGGAACACACGAGAUAGGUGUGAAAGGCCCAUCAAUCCCCAAUAGUUUACUGAUUGUUGUUGACUAUUUCUGUGCCUCAGUAGCACCAGCAAAUGUUGCAAAGGCCAAAACUCUUCAUUGAAAAACUUUAUUGUAAGUGGACAUGUACAUAUAUGGAUAGAGAAAUAGACACACAGAUUAUAUGUAUACAUAUUUAUAAUGUGUUUAUAUUUUACCUUUACAUUUACUCAUUUGGCAGAUGCUUUUAUCCAAAGCGACUUACAUUUGAGGAACAACAUACAAUCAUUAAGAGAUGAGUUUUCAAGAGCUAGACAGGACACAUCUACAGCAAGCACAGAGGAAGGCUGCUGGAGAGAAAGAAAUCCGUAAGAAACAGAUGUGGUGAUUGUUUAAGUCUUUACAGAGGCUGUAAGUUGCUGUUAUGAAGCAUGUGUUGUUUUCUUGUUGUCCUCUUCAAAUAAUAUGUUGGUCUUAGGGAGGCAGACACAGAUUCUUCCUCUUCUGCCUCCUUCCUGAAAAAUCUGUCAAACGAGUCACCUGAUUGAAUCCACCUGAUCAUGACAAUGACAACAUUGAUGAUGUUGACCAAACUGCUUAAAUUAAAUAUGUUUUGAUCUCUUAGCUUGCUCACUACUCAAGAAUCUCUCUGUUCUACCAAGACAGCUGAAGCUCAUUUAUUUUGUCUACUAAUGAUGUUUCUGCUUAAACAGUAAGAUGAGAGCAUUCAUUGAUGAACUGACAGUUUGGUAUAAACUUAAUGUGACCAUGGGACGGCCAAAGGGGGAACUGUAAUAGAAACAAAUAGAUUUUACUUGAAUUUACUUUUAUUAAUCUUAUAUGUCAUUCCCUUAUGCUCUUUGCUCAUCUUAGUGGAAAUUAUAACACCACAUAAGUGUACCAGUGUUUUGAUAUAAUGACCUUCUGUGAGAUUGUUUUGUUUCAUGCUUUCCUGUGAGAAGGGGAGUUUCCACUGUGGUUCAAGGCUGAGAAAGGCUUUUCUGUUGGACUCCACAAUAAUUCUCUAGCAUUAAAUGUCUUCUCUGUUUCUCUGGGUCAGACUCUCUAACAGCCCUCUGGUGUAUGAGCUCUGCCCUUCAGCUGAAUCACUCUGUUAUUCUUACUUUAAUAAAUAUCACAAAGACAA